Molecule: messenger RNA, 1901 nt
Organism: Panicum hallii
Lineage: Eukaryota; Viridiplantae; Streptophyta; Magnoliopsida; Poales; Poaceae
Product: 3-ketoacyl-CoA thiolase 2, peroxisomal-like
Exons: 14
Coding region: 252-1631 (459 amino acids)
Biological process (GO): fatty acid beta-oxidation; phenylacetate catabolic process
Cellular component (GO): peroxisome
Molecular function (GO): acetyl-CoA C-acyltransferase activity
Source: RefSeq, a predicted model, not a curated record
UGAUUUCCUCAUCCCAAUCCCCGCCAUGCCGUUGCCGUACGUCGGAUAAACACCGGUGGCUUGCUUGCUUGCGCCGCCUGCUUUUCCUGCCGCUACGUGCCGGCGCCGCGCCAUAAGAGCAACUGCAAGCAAUCAAUUCAAUUCUCCUCCGCAACCACCCACCUCGCUUCCACCUCCCCUCCGCCUCCCUCCCCUUCGAUAACCCCAACGCGCGCGCGCGGGCGGCACUGCACCGAGCGAGCCAGCCAGCCAUGGAGAAGGCGAUCGACCGGCAGCGGGUCCUCCUCGCCCACCUCCUCCCCUCCUCGUCGUCCUCGCAGCCGCAGCUGGAGGCGUCGGCGUGCGCGGCCGGGGACAGCGCCACGUACCAGAGGACCUCCUCCUUCGGAGACGAUGUCGUCGUCGUCGCUGCAUACCGGACGCCGAUAUGCAAGGCCAAGCGAGGAGGUUUCAAGGACACGUACCCAGAGGACCUCCUUACUGUUGUUCUCAAGGCUGUUCUGGACAACACUAAAAUCAAUCCAAGUGACAUUGGUGACAUUGUGGUUGGGACGGUGCUAGGUCCAGGUUCGCAGCGUGCAAAUGAGUGCAGAAUGGCUGCUUUCUACGCUGGAUUCCCUGAAACUGUUCCUGUGAGAACUGUCAACCGACAAUGCUCAUCUGGGUUACAGGCAGUAGCUGAUGUUGCCGCCGCUAUAAAGGCUGGUUUCUAUGACAUAGGGAUUGGUGCUGGUUUGGAAUCCAUGUCGAUAAAUUCCAUUGCUUGGGAAGGACAAGUGAACCCAAAAAUAAGUGCAUUCCAGAAAGCACAGGAUUGUCUUCUGCCCAUGGGAAUUACUUCUGAAAAUGUUGCUCAUCGAUAUGGUGUCACCAGGCAAGAGCAAGAUCAGGCUGCUGCCGAGUCGCAUAGAAGAGCUGCUGCAGCCACGGCUUCUGGAAAAUUCAAGGAUGAGAUUGUCCCUGUGCCAACGAAGAUCGUUGAUCCUAAAACUGGAGAGGAGAAGAAAGUUGUGAUAUCUGUUGACGAUGGAAUUAGGCCAGGGACCACAGCAUCUGGAUUGGCGAAGCUUAAACCAGUUUUCAAAAAGGAUGGGACUACAACUGCAGGCAAUUCUAGUCAAGUGAGUGACGGUGCUGGAGCUGUUCUCCUCAUGAAGAGAUCUGUAGCUCUGAAGAAAGGACUUCCUAUUCUUGGUGUUUUCAGGAGUUUUGCUGCUGUUGGAGUGGAUCCAGCUGUUAUGGGUGUUGGUCCUGCUGUAGCCAUUCCUGCUGCAGUGAAGUCUGCUGGCCUUCAGAUUGAAGACAUUGAUCUCUUUGAAUUGAAUGAGGCAUUUGCCUCUCAAUUUGUCUUUUGCUGCAACAAGCUGGGACUAGACCGAUCCAAAGUAAAUGUGAAUGGAGGCGCGAUUGCCCUUGGACACCCUCUGGGUGCAACAGGUGCGCGGUGUGUGGCUACUCUUCUGAACGAAAUGAAGCGCCGAGGAAGAGACUGCAGAUUUGGUGUUGUAACCAUGUGCAUCGGAUCUGGGAUGGGUGCAGCAGCUGUGUUUGAGCGGGGAGACACAGUAGAUGAACUCUCCAACGUGCGGGACAUCCAGUCACACAAUUUUCUAUCUAGGGAUGCAAAGUAGAAUUGCAGAAACAUUAUUAUCUAUCUCAAGGCGUCGCUCACAGUAUCAUCCUAAAGCAUAAGCCUUCUAUGUUAGGAAUACGGAAAACCAUAUAUUUUUUCACAGAAACUAUACGAGGAAUAAAGGGCAUCAUAUGGUAUCUUGUUGUAGCCACCCUUGAGAAAAAGAAAAGGGUGUUGUAACCAAACAGCUCAAUUUUCUGAGCCUGUUCUCUUGUUGGUUUGUUUCCGGAACUGAAGAGAAAUGAAUUCCACCUUAUCGCUUUAUGUA